AUGCGCAAUAACCCAUCGUCUGCGAUUCUUUUCACUUUAAACGGUCCUGUUUGUUGUCGGAAAGUGUCUUUAGAAUGCAGAGAUUGCUCGAUCAAGUAUGGAGUGUGCAAGUACUCCGAUGAACAUGGUGCUCGAUACUACCAGAGUCAUUUGACGCUUGAUAUCAUUGAAGUAAGCAACGUGGCAUACAUCCACAAGGACUUAUACAAAUGGAUGCCAUCUUUAAGGUAUCAUUUUUUCUCGUAUGCUUCUUAACAGUUUUACAAACCAUUAUAUUUAACCGAUACAAUUAAAUAUUUCCAAUAUAAAUGGAUUCAUGCAUAACGAACAAUUCGUGAUUAAUUUACAAUUAGGAUACAUGUGCAUGUAUUGUUACAAUAUGACCUAGCUCAUAGAUUGGAUUUAAUUAUAUUAUAAAUUAUGCACUUAAAGUAACAACACUGGACUAGUCAAAACUACGCGCGUAUAGCGGUGCAGAAAUUUGGUAAAAUUGGUGUCGAAAAUCUUAGAAGCCUUUUAAUAAACGUCCUAUAUUUAGUUUCAGAUACAGGUGAUAUUUGGUAAAAGUAAGACAUUGAAAUUUCACAAAAUUGUGUGGCUACCAGGAGCUAAUCUGUAAUGCCCUAUAGCCAAAAAAUCUUGGCUUAGGUUAUACCCUAACAUGCCAAGUUGUGUGCUUGUAUCAUCAAAUGCACAAUUUUGCCACCAACUGCUACACUAUUAGCCUGCCCCGAAACAGGUAGGGUGCAUAGGCUAGGCACAUUGGGGAUCAUUGCCAGGUAAUGGAUUUAAAAUAUGAUGCAGGGCAUAAUAUCAGCCUUCAAUUCUGAUGUGUUUUUGUGAUUUAUUUUACAGCAAUCAUUGUUGGGUAUCAUUCAGUGGCUUUGCUGAGGCCUACAAUGAAAUUUACCAGGAAGAAAUAAAGUUGUAUUCCUCACUUGUAGAUG
Paramuricea clavata is the source of this 947-nucleotide messenger RNA. NCBI's taxonomy places the organism in Eukaryota, Metazoa, Cnidaria, Anthozoa, Malacalcyonacea, Plexauridae. The record is from the annotation of a GenBank genome assembly.